AUGGACAACCUCCGGCCUCUGGGCCUGAGGAAACGGCUGAUUGAGCUGCUGCUGCCGAAGAGGAAGGCCAUUGCUUUUGAAAAAGAACCGUCCUUGGUUCGAGCGAAACUGCUGGUCGAAAGGCUCCACAGACCCCAGUUUCCCAUGAAGUUGCAGCCAGCGCUUUCGACCUCAAUGUCGCUGCUAGACUCGAGAAACAUGCUUUCUCCGCCCAAACCAGCCAAGCUCAGAAGACUGACGUCGCUCUUGACGCCCGCCGAGGCCUCCCAGACCGACAGAUUCAUCCCCAGCCACAGAAACCUGACGCUGAACAAACUCACUCCACAAAACGAACAGCCACACCCGAACGCCCUGCCGCAAACACACAUCAAGGCGCAGACGUCCAAAAUAUACCAGAACCACGUUGCCGAGGCGUGCGGGCUCGAUGUCAAUUCUCGGAUCUUGUGCUACAGACCUGCUCCGCCAGAACGGUCCCAGCCGCUUUCUGUGUUCAGCAGCAUGGGCCAGAAACAAAAGACGGGAUUACUCAGACCGUCUGUGGCGUCGGCUCGUGCUAAGAAAAUCCCCACGGCGCCUGAAAGAGUGCUAGAUGCUCCCAACAUCGUAGACGACUUCUACCUCAAUUUGGUGGCCUGGGCGCUGAGCAACUUGAUCGCCAUUGGCUUGGAGGAUACCGUUUACGUGUGGAACGCUUCCACGGGCUCGGUGGGGCUUUUGUGUGAGCUAGGCAACAACAUGCUUGUGACGUCUUUGAGGUGGUCUGAGGAUGGGUCCUACAUCUCCGUGGGAAAGGAAGACGGAAGCAUCGAAAUCUGGGAUAUCGAAACCAACCUGCGGCUCAGAACGCUUCUGCACGGCACAGGCUCCAGAGUGGCUGCCCAUUGCUGGCUGUCUCACCUAGUAGCUCUGGGAUCCAGAGAGGGUUCCAUAUUCCACAGCGACGUGAGGGUCAACGACCACCUUGUUUCAAAAUUGGAAACCCACGUUGGCGAGGUCUGUGGAAUCGAGUACCGUCCCGAUGCACAGCAGUUUUGUCUGGGUGCAAACGACAAUCUAGUCGCUGUGUGGGAUGCUCGAGCGACUCUGGAACCGAUAUUCAAAAAGACCAACCACCGAGCCGCCGUCAAGGCCAUGGCAUGGUGUCCUUUCCAGAAUUCGCUUUUGGCUACUGGAGGCGGUACUUCCGACAAAACCAUCCAUUUCUGGAACACCUCCACUGGAGCCCGAGUGAAUCUGAUAGAAACGGAGUCCCAGAUAUCCUCGCUCAAUUGGGGGUAUGAAAGCAAAACGGGCUAUGAAGUUGUAGCUACCCACGGGUACCCGCUGAACAGCAUUUCGCUUUUCAACUACCCGACUUUGCAGAAAACGGGAGAGAUCUCGCUGGCUCACGAUUCGAGGGUUUUGAGUGGAUGCAUGAGUCCCGACGGGACGACCUUGGCGACGGUGGCAGGAGACGAAAACUUGAAGUUCUGGCCGUUGUUUGAUCUUCACAAGCACAAGACGGCCGAGCCCGAGGUGGGACAGAAACACAUGAAGCGCUUGAUGGAGCUUCGCUAG
Candidozyma pseudohaemuli is the source of this 1557-nucleotide messenger RNA. Its product is annotated as WD40 repeat domain-containing protein. NCBI's taxonomy places the organism in Eukaryota, Fungi, Ascomycota, Pichiomycetes, Serinales, Metschnikowiaceae. Bases 1 to 1557 code for a protein of 518 amino acids. Gene Ontology annotation, biological process: anaphase-promoting complex-dependent catabolic process; positive regulation of ubiquitin protein ligase activity; positive regulation of anaphase-promoting complex-dependent catabolic process. The record is from RefSeq and is a predicted model, not a curated record. Gene Ontology annotation, cellular component: anaphase-promoting complex. Gene Ontology annotation, molecular function: ubiquitin ligase activator activity; anaphase-promoting complex binding; protein binding. The transcript has a single exon.